Zalophus californianus (California sea lion) is the source of this 2924-nucleotide messenger RNA. RefSeq names its product NIMA related kinase 8 (gene NEK8). Gene Ontology annotation, biological process: protein phosphorylation. The transcript is spliced from 15 exons. Gene Ontology annotation, molecular function: ATP binding; protein kinase activity. The record is from RefSeq and is a predicted model, not a curated record. Bases 224 to 2206 code for a protein of 660 amino acids. NCBI's taxonomy places the organism in Eukaryota, Metazoa, Chordata, Mammalia, Carnivora, Otariidae.
CGGAAAUGUGACUCAGAAAUAAGAUGGAGAAGUACGAGCGGAUCCGAGUGGUGGGGAGAGGUGCCUUCGGGAACAUCCAGUGACCAGGUCUGCCCUGCCUGAUGUGUGGCUGGAAGCUCAGCUGGGACCCACCCCUGUGCUCUGUGUCCCCAGGAUUGUGCACCUGUGCCUGCGCAAGGCUGACCAGAAGCUGGUGAUCAUCAAGCAGAUCCCAGUGGAGCAGAUGACCAAAGAAGAGCGGCAGGCAGCCCAAAAUGAGUGCCAGGUCCUCAAGCUCCUCAACCACCCCAAUGUCAUUGAGUAUUAUGAGAACUUCCUGGAGGACAAGGCCCUCAUGAUUGCCAUGGAAUAUGCACCAGGUGGCACCCUGGCUGAGUUCAUCCAAAAGCGCUGUAAUUCCCUGCUGGAGGAGGAGACCAUCCUACACUUCUUUGUGCAGAUCCUGCUCGCGCUGCAUCACGUGCAUACCCAUCUCAUCCUGCACCGGGACCUCAAGACUCAAAACAUCCUUCUUGACAAACACCGCAUGGUUGUCAAGAUUGGUGACUUCGGCAUCUCCAAGAUCCUUAGUAGCAAGAGCAAGGCCUACACGGUGGUGGGCACCCCAUGCUACAUCUCCCCUGAACUGUGUGAGGGCAAGCCUUACAACCAGAAGAGUGACAUCUGGGCCCUGGGCUGUGUCCUCUAUGAGCUGGCCAGUCUCAAGAGGGCCUUUGAAGCCGCGAACCUGCCAGCGCUGGUGCUGAAGAUCAUGAGUGGCACCUUUGCACCCAUCUCUGACCGGUACAGCCCUGAGCUGCGCCAGCUCGUGCUCAGUCUGCUCAGCCUGGAGCCCUCUCGGCGGCCGCCGCUCAGCCACAUCAUGGCUCAGCCCCUCUGCAUCCGCGCCCUCCUCAACCUUCACACCGACCUGGGCAGUGUCCGCAUGAGGAGGGCAGAGAAGUCCCUGGUCCCCGGGCCACCCAUGGCCUCUGGUGGCAGCACAGGGAGCAGGAGCACCGGCGCCCGCUGCAGGGGCAUACCCCGGGGACACCCACGGCCGGCCAUUCCGCCACCGCUGUCGUCCGUGUACGCGUGGGGCGGCGGGCUCAGCGCCCCGCUGCGGCUGCCGAUGCUCAACACAGAAGUGGUCCAGGUGGCAGCCGGACGCACGCAGAAGGCGGGCGUCACGCGCUCGGGGCGCCUCAUCCUGUGGGAGGCCCCGCCCCUAGGCGCCGGAGGGGGCGCCCUCCUGCCGGGGGCCGUGGAGCAGCAGCUGCCCCAGUUCGUCUCCCGCUUCUUGGAGGGCCAGUCGGGCGUGACUAUCAAGCAUGUGGCCUGCGGGGACCUCUUCACAGCCUGCCUGACCGACCGAGGUAUCAUCAUGACCUUUGGCAGUGGCAGCAAUGGGUGCCUAGGCCAUGGCAGCCUCAAUGACCUCAGCCAGCCCACCAUUGUGGAGGCCCUGCUGGGCUACGAGAUGGUGCAGGUGGCCUGUGGGGCGUCCCACGUGCUGGCCCUGUCCACUGAGCGAGAACUCUUUGCGUGGGGCCGUGGCGACGGUGGCCGGCUGGGACUGGGCACCAGGGAGUCCCACAGCUGCCCCCAGCAGGUGUCCAUGCCCCCAGGACAGGAAGCCCAGCGGGUGGUAUGUGGCAUUGACUCCUCCAUGAUCCUCACUGUCCCUGGUCGAGCCCUGGCCUGUGGGAGUAACAGGUUCAACAAGCUGGGCCUGGACCACCUCUCCCUGGGGGAGGAACCUGCCCCCCACCAGCAGGUGGAGGAGGCCCUGAGCUUCACACCACUAGGUUCUGCACCCCUCGACCAGGAGCCCCUGCUCAGUGUGGACCUGGGCACUGCUCAUUCAGCUGCAGUGACUGCCUCUGGUGACUGCUAUACUUUCGGCAGCAAUCAGCAUGGGCAGUUGGGCACCAGUGCCCGCCGGGUCAGCAGGGCACCCUGUCAAGUCCAAGGCCUGCAGAAUAUCAAGAUAGCGAUGGUGGCAUGUGGGGAUGCCUUCACUGUAGCCAUUGGGGCAGAGGGUGAAGUGUACUCUUGGGGCAAAGGGGCCCGAGGUCGACUAGGAAGAAGGGAUGAGGAUGCUGGACUCCCUCGGCCAGUGCAGCUGGAUGAGACACACCCCUACACAGUGACUUCUGUGUCGUGUUGCCAUGGAAACACUCUCCUGGCAGUCCGCCCGGUUACGGAUGAGCCGAUUCCACCGUGAGGCACCUAGAUACACCCCUGGACCACCCUGAUAUUGCUGCUCCUCGGAACGUGCUUGAAAACAGCUGCCUGCAGCAAGACUGUCCCCACCAGCCCCCUGGAGGGGUCUCAGUGUGGCAGAAGAACCAGGGAAGCAGCCACUCUCCUUUGGCCCUGGACCCAUAAACCUCAGCCCACCCCGUUCCCCCAACAUCUCUCUUUUCUCUCCCCACCCCUCUUAAGUUGGUGUCCCCAGGGUCCAGACUGGCUAGAGUCGGAAAGCCGACCCAACCUUCCAAAGCAGGGUGGCCUCCAGAGUCUUGGCAGAAAAAAGCUGGAGGCAGCUGCGGCUCCACCCAGACCCUGCCCUUUCCCCCAGCCCAGUUAGAAAAUAAGCCGCUGGUGCCCCCUGGGAGAGCAGCUCAGAGCUCCGGAGCAGGGCAAGCCCCGUCCUGCCUGGACUGGCCAUUCUGGCAGCCUGGUUUCUGCAUUGCCUGGGACAGGGAGCCUUCCCGCCCACCCCCACUCCGAGAUCCUGAGGCAUAGAUUUGCUGCAUAACUUCUGAGCGGACUGGGAGUGCAUCUGCAAGGGCACCAAAGUGUCUACUGCAGAGGGGGAUCCCUGCUGAAGGUUGUCCCUCACCCCAGCCAUUCCCCCAAAGCAGGUUGGGAGAAAGGGUAGCUGGCUGGGCCAGACUAGUUUUCCAGAUGACUGGGAAAUCGCGCCAAUAAAAACAUCA